CGAAUUUUAUGGGCGUGGUCCACAAGGCCCCAGGCGGCAUCAGUGGAGCAGUUUGGCCGAUUGUCAGCUGACUUAACUGACGUUGCACGUCAGCUUUGUGCCAUGAGAAAAACAAACAUUUCCCUGUAGAAAACAAGUCGAGUUCUGAGGCACCCGCAGAGAAACCGCAAUGGGGGCCCUCAAUCAGGACGUAGAUAUUCAAAACUUUUUCAUAUUUAAUUCGCAGUUGUGUCCUAAGGAGGGCGAGGAACUGAAGAAGAUUGUGUACUAUUACCCGCCCAGUGAUAACACGGAGGUGCAGGUGGAAAAUGUGGGGUUGGUAGAAGGCAUAAUCCAAUUCACCCAGACUUUUAAUCCAGACUCGCCAGUCAAAUCUCUGCAUACGGGCAAGCAACGGCAGUUGUUUCUUCAGCCAGAGCGCGAUUUCUGGAUUGUCCUGACCAUCGCCUUGCCAGUGGUCACUAAAGUGAAGGAAAACACCAGUUUCAUCGAGUAUCUGGAGGAGGAUGUGCAGGACAAUGUGUACGAAUCCGUGCUGAGGCAGCUUUAUGACAUGUACCGAUUGUUUUGGGGCACUUUCCAGCACACGUUAGAGCAGAGCGACUUGGGCACGUUGAUGACGAAAAUCGAAAAGUUCUACAACGCAUAUUUGAAAACUUUAAGGAUGGCCCACAUGGAUAUUUUAACUGUCUUCAAAGGCAUUCAGUACCUGCCCUUGGACAGACACACAUUUUUGAAAAUUCAGUGCUUCGUCAACGACGUCGAGUCUAAUAUGGAGUAUAUUGCUCACACGACUUUCCUGUACAACGAGCACGUUGUCUGGAGCGGCAUCGAGCCGAACGACAUGCAAACCAUCUACCAGUAUCUAAUCGAUCAACUGUUACCAGCCAAUGUGGAGGCGGAGCUUCAAGGGGGCUCAAUGCCCAGGAACUUGCAGUCACCUUUUACGGCUUUGAGGCGCGGCCGCUUCAUCACGGGGCCCUCAAACCUGAAACAGGCCAAAACUGUGGGCAAAGUGCCCAAAAUCUACCUGUUCAACGAGGACGGCGUGUUGGAGUAUUACUUAGUGGUUUAUAGAGCGCUCAGUGCCACUGUUUGCUUUUUUGUUAAAGGUAAAACCGAAUUAACAUUGGAUCAAUUCAAGGCCCUGGAUGAGCACAUAAACCCGCGAUUGUCGCCUAUAGUGAACAGCAUUGCAGACUAUUGUUCAAAGCAGGUGGUUUCGCCGUCAAACAUUCAGGAAAGUUCGCCCAAGUUUAUCUACUUCAAUAAGCUGAAUUUGGCCUGUAAAAGCACGGUUCAUUUGGACAACAAACAUACGGGGAAUGUGGCUUGUAGUGCGGACUCGUUGCGGAUAAUGGCAGACAUGAAGAAUACGAGCCAUUUCCUCGGCCCCUCGGGCGAGAACAUCGUGAAAACCACCAAUGAUUACUGGGUGUUUAGUAAAACGUCGAACCUACGGGAGUUUUACAUUGUGCUGCAACAGAAGAGCGCCAGCCUAAUUUCCAUCAGCGAGGAGGUGAAACGACUGUGCGAAAGCGAGCUAGAAGGCAUCUUUUUCCACCCCAUGUGACCCUGGGUGUUCAUCCACCAUUCCAAUAGGAUACCUAUUUGCAGUUUAAAUUCCGGUCGUCAUC
Molecule: messenger RNA, 1637 nt
Organism: Dendroctonus ponderosae (mountain pine beetle)
Lineage: Eukaryota; Metazoa; Arthropoda; Insecta; Coleoptera; Curculionidae
Gene: Ccz1
Product: vacuolar fusion protein CCZ1 homolog
Exons: 10
Coding region: 170-1573 (467 amino acids)
Biological process (GO): vesicle-mediated transport
Cellular component (GO): intracellular membrane-bounded organelle; Mon1-Ccz1 complex
Source: RefSeq, a predicted model, not a curated record